Messenger RNA from Conger conger (European conger), 7753 nucleotides. Its product is annotated as solute carrier family 22 member 23-like. The transcript is spliced from 10 exons. NCBI's taxonomy places the organism in Eukaryota, Metazoa, Chordata, Actinopteri, Anguilliformes, Congridae. Bases 557 to 3700 code for a protein of 1047 amino acids. Gene Ontology annotation, molecular function: transmembrane transporter activity. Gene Ontology annotation, biological process: transmembrane transport. Gene Ontology annotation, cellular component: membrane. The record is from RefSeq and is a predicted model, not a curated record.
GUUACAGUGGUGAGAUGUUAUUGUAACCACCUGAAACGGAAUUAUUCGCCGAAUAGCGAAUGACGUACAAUAAUGCAAUGCUAAACUAUGCAUUUUACACCGGCGAGAGGUCUACGUUUAUACAGGUGUGUUACCUGUAGCUCCCACAGAAAAGGGGCUGGGUUUGUUUUCUCACUUUUCGACUCUUCCCGGAACAUAUUACAGACCGGUUUAUCACAUGUAUUAAUCUAUGGAUGCGAACGGAAAACCUUGGCGCAGAGGACAUGCCAGUCGCCUUCGCUAUGAACAUACCUCUUCGGAAAUUCCUCGACCAUCGUUUGUACCUCCUGUCAAUCCUAAAAUGGGUAUUGUUUAAUUAAAUUAAAGAGGAAUAUCCACGUUAGAAACUGUUUCCUGGUCAUACUAUACUGCGACUUUUUAUUACGAAUUUGAAGUGAUUGAAUGCGGAUGGUUUUCUUUGAAAUUGAGCACUGACGCAUUGAGGAGAAAGCGAACGGGAUUUCCCACCCGGCUGCGCUACUAGCAGAGUAGCAAGCUACAGCUUUGACGAACCACGAUGGCUGUAGUUCGGUUGGAAACAGGAGAUCAUCAACCAGAGAACGGCUUCUUGUCAUCAGAAACGACUUCCAAGGGGUUGCUGACACAAAUCGACGGUUCUGUUUUACCAUCUCUUGGGGGAUUUGGGAAAUACCAAAAACAACUUGUAGUGCUCACGUGUAUCCCAGUUUUAUUUCUCGGAUUUAGUCAGUUCUCCGAUUACUUCCUUUUAGCACAACCAGAUAGUACGUGUAUUCACCGGAGCACGAAUGUUGGGAAUACCAGUGCAAGUUCUCUGUCGUUUCAUGACUCGAACAGUCACACGACCGCUCCAUCUGUGCAUGGGACUGCUAAUGACUCCACAAGCAUCGACUGUUCGUGUUUGGAGUGGAACCACAAGCUACAAACAGGACUUGUACAAAAUGUGGUCACCAAGUGGAACUUGGUGUGUAAAUCCGAAUGGAAGGUCCACAUCGCUAAGUUUUCUUUGCUGGUGGGCUCCAUAUUUGGAUACUUGGUGUUGGGGGUCCUGGCAGACUGGUUCGGGCGUCAGCCGGUUCUGGUCACAUCAGUCAUUUUCAUGGUGUUGUUCGGGCUGACGGUGGCUUUCUCCAUCAACGUCCCCAUGUUCAGCACCCUGCGCUUCUUUGAGGGCUUCUGCCUGGCCGGCAUCACUCUUUCCCUGUAUGUGCUGAGGAUAGAGCUGUGUCUUCCGUUCUGGCGUUUUCGGGUCACCAUGGUGGCUAACUUUGUGGUUCUGGCGGGACAGCUGCUGAUGCCCGGUCUGGCCGCCCUGUGCAAGGACUGGCAGGUCCUCCAGGCCAUCAUCAUCUGCCCCUUCAUCCUCAUGGUGUCCUACUUCUGGAUCUUCCCGGAGUCCCUCCGCUGGCUCCUGUCCACGCAGCAGUACUUCCGCGCCCGGCGCCACAUGCACCGCGUCGCCCGGAAGAACCAGGUGUGCGAGACGGCCACUGACGAGCUCUUCUCAGAAAUCCAGAGGGAGAGCGAGAAGAAGCCCAAGAAGACGUGCAUCGUGAAGGUGGUGGGCACCAGGAACCUGUGGAAGAACAUCGUGGUGCUCUGCGUGAACUCGCUCACAGGGUAUGGGAUCCAUCACUGCUUUGCGCGCAGUAUGAUAGACCAGGAGGCGGGAGAGACCAGCAUGUUCCAUAACUUCCACGCGGAUUACUACACGAUGGCGGGCAUCGCGGUGGCGUCCUGCAUGGCGCUGUGCCCGGCGGUGGGGUUCAUGGGGCGGAAGGGCUGCCUGCUGAUGUUCAUGAUCAUCACCGCCCUGGCCUCUCUGCUGCAGCUGGGCCUGCUGACCUUGCUGGGGAAGUACAGUAUGAAGCUGAACAUAGAGCAAGAGCAGUCGGAGACUCUGAAUAAGAAGUUCUCCAUCGCGUUCUCCAUCAUCGGCAUGUUCUCCUCCCACGCCGUGAGCAACCUCAGCAUCUUCUUCUGCGCCGAGAUCACGCCCACUGUCAUCAGGGGCGGGGGGCUGGGUCUGGUGCUGGCCAGCGCUGGUUUCGGGAUGCUGACCGCUCCCAUCAUGGAGCUGCACAACCAGAAGGGCUACUUCCUGCACCACAUCAUCUUCGCCUGCUGCACCCUCAUCUGCAUCAUCUGCAUCCUGCUGCUCCCGGAGACGCGCUACAAGCCCCUCCCCGAAUUCAUCGGCGACGGUGACAGGCCCCCCAGCGCCCCGCUGACGGCCCCCAAAAAGGUGAGCGAGCAGGACCCCCUGCUGUACCGGCCCCCGGAGCAGGAGACCGCCCUGCAAGGAACGGAAGCUGUGGAAGGGCCGUCGACCAGCCUCGCAGACGCUCCGCCCCCCGCCGCCACGCAGGCCCCGCCCCCCUGCGUCAUAGAGAUCACGCCCCUCUGCACCACCGGGGCUCCGCCCCCCUUCGAAGUGGACACAGUUUGUCCCGUCGCUAUGGGCAACGCGCACCCCAAGAUUGCUGACACAAUCCCACCCACUCCUAUAGACAACACGCCCAGUACUCCAGACACAACAGCACCCUCUCCACCUGUCACUUCAGAAACAACACCAACAACACCACCCCUCACUUCAGAAACAACACCAACAACACCACCCCUCACUACAGAAACAACACCAACAACACCACCCCUCACUACAGAAACAACACCAACAACACCACCUGUUACUACAGAAACAACACCAACAACACCACCUGUUACUACAGAGACCACGCCAACAACACCACCCGUUACUACAGGGACCACGCCAACAAUACCACCCUUUACUACAGAGACCACGCCAACAACACCACCCUUUACUACAGAGGCCACGCCUAUAGCUCCUAGUAAUACAGAAACCGUAACAAUGCCUCCCUGUGCUAAGGAAGCAUCAUCCCCCACUGCUACAGACCCCAAAUCUCCCACUGCUACAGACCCCAAAUCUCCUACUGCUACAGACCCCAAAUCUCCCACUGCUACAGACCCCAAAUCUCCUAGUCCUACAGACCCCAAAACUCCCACUGCUACCGACCACAAAUCUCCCACUGCUACAGACCCCAAAUCUCCUACUGCUACAGACCCCAAAUCUCCCACUGCUACAGACCCCAAAUCUCCUAGUCCUACAGACCCCAAAACUCCCACUGCUACCGACCACAAAUCUCCCACUGCUACAGACCCGAAAUCUCCCACUGCUACAGACCCUAUAUCUCCCACUGCUACAGACACCAAAUCUCCCACUGACACAGACCCCAAAACUCCCACUGCGACUGACCCCAAAUCUCCCGCUACUACAGACUCCAAAUCUCCCACUGCUACAGACCUCAGAUCUCCCACUGCUACAGACCUCAAAUCUCCCACUGCUACAGACCUCAAAUCUCCCACUGGCACCGACCCCAAAUCUCCCACUGCUACAGACCCUAUAUCUCCCAGUGCUACAGACACUAAAUCUCCCACUGACACAGACCCUAAAACUCUUACUGCUACUGACCCAAAAUCUCCCACUGACACAGACCCCAAAUCUCCCAGUGACACAGACCCCAUAUCUCCUAGUGCUAUUGAUGUUGUUCUACCUGGUGCUACAGACUCUCCCACAACUCCUCCGGCCAACGGCACCACCACAGCCAGCACGGUGGGCACAGGCCCAGCCAACGGCUCGGCUAACGGAGUGAGGUCGUCCUGAUCCAGCCGUCCCGCUCCACAGCGGACCGGGCUUCCCCAGGGAGGCGGGGGGAGAACCCAGGCACCUCCGACAGGCGUCCGUCACCAGGAGGGGGGCGUGGCCUGUGCAGAAAGGCGACAGGCGACUUGCGACAGGAAGGCCCUCCCGUCACUUCCUGUGUCACUGGCUUCGGGCCGGUGUCGGGCGGGGACGCGGGCGCGGUGGCCCAGAGAUGAGCUACUCUGAAAGCCCUGAUGGAAUACACUGCCGUCACCAUCGGAUUCAGCGGACACCGAGCCAACAUUCGCUGACUUUUUCAGUAUUAAAUCUGAUGCAGUAUGACUUCCGUAGAGAAUUUCACCAUGUUCGUGGCGGGUUUUUUUUUGGUUUUUUUACCUUAAUGCAAAACUGAAUGAACAAAGAAGAAAAAAAGAAAAAAAUGAACUGGCUUUUCAAUAAUAACCCCCACAAAAGAAAAAAAUGUACAUGCUGCGUUAAUUUUCAAUUUAAUUUAUUUUUUUAAAGUGCCAUGUUAGAGAAAACUGAGUAUGGAUGUAUUGUUGUAAAGCCGAUAACAGUGUCAGUGAUCUUUAUGUCCCAAAACAUUAAAACCAAAACCGAAGUGUGUGAUUUUUAGGCCUGAGGAUUGUCAGCUCAGCAGUCUUGAGACCAAUUCAAAUCAAAACUGUGAAAGCACACAGAUCAGGCUUUAAAAAAAAUUAUAAUAAUCUUAAAAUCUAAAGAUUACACAGUGCACAUCAAACGGAUGUUUAACAGACUUCAUUACUCUUUCCCAUACAAAGAAUGGUUGAGUGUUUCAUCUCUAGAUGAAAAACGUUUUGACUUGUAAUCUGCUGUCAGAACACCUAAAACUUAAUCAUUCACAAAUAACAACAUUUGUCAUGAAGAUAUUCUGAAGCCAUCUGGUUGGCUUUUGAUCUGAACUUUUAAAGUUUAAAGUGAAUCUUUAGAGUUGUUGAUGCAGGACAUAGUCAGUAAAAUAUUGUGGGUGUAUGAAGUGAUUCCUAAAAGUAAAAUGCAUCAAUCAGAGCUUUUUACUUAGUCCUGGCCAAUGUUGGGAAGAAAGCAACACAGAGGCAUUACAGUAUAAACCCAAACAGCAGUAUGUUCUAUUUUAAUGCAUUCUGACAUUUUCUAAGCCCAACAGUCGUUUUUUGUGACAAAUCUUUUGGCUUUUCUUAUUUAACAUUCCUUGGGUUUUGCAUUGAAUUCUCAACAAGGACUAUUGUGCCCAAACAGAACCACAUUGUAGCCAUGCCGACACAGGUCUGAAAUGAAAUGACCCCUCUCGAGUCAGCAAAAUGGCGACAUUUUCACUUCCUGUACUUUCACGAUGGCAUGCUUUGUAAGCUAUGAAGAUGGGUUUUAAAAAAACUGUGUUACUAUACUGCGUGUGUCAAAAGACACACAACUUUUCACUCUCACAGUGCACUAUUUGUCCUAUACUGUAUGUAUGUGCACUGCGUGUGCAAAUGAUCGUGGUGAUACAUGUCCCAUUGUGCAACAAAUGAAUUGGAUCAUGUGUUCGUAUGCGUCAUCCAUUGCUUCUGUACAUCAUUCCCCUGACAUAAUAUUGGGAGCUAAACCCAUGUCAAACCUUCUGUGUGAUGAUGGGGUGCAGUUUGGAGCUACCGGUAUUGAAUAACAACAUCUUGAGCUUAGCUGUUAUUGUGCAGGUAUCAAGUAGCACCUCGGAUCGAGUUAGCCAGAGUUCUUAUGGGUGCAAUGCGUAAAAAUGCAUUAAAAAAGAAAAAAGAAAAAAACUAUCUAAGAAACAAAAACACAAAAUAUGUUCAAUUGCAAUUAUCCAAGAGUUAUGGGGCCCUAGUAUUAAUUUUGUUGGAUUGUGUCAUGUUUGAAUUGAAUUGGCACUUUAUCUGUGGAGACAGGGAUAAUCCAUGCAUACUGUAGGGACUGGGGACAUUUUGUUCCCGUUUGAAAAUGUAAAAGGUGGAAAAAAUAUGGAAUAUAUAUUUUUAAUAUAUGUCAACGUGUGUGUUAUAUGAUACAACUAUUAUAGCUGCUUUUGUAUAUAUGUAUCUUAUGAAUGUAUAACAGAAAAAAAUGUAAAAUGAUAUUAUAUUUUUGUAAAUAAUAUAAUACAUUCAUGACUAUAUGUAUUUAAGCAGCUAUAAUUGGUAUUUAUAAUCCAUGACUAAUUUUGACAUAUAUUUAUGAAAAUAUAUAUUCCUUAUAUUUAUAUUCCAUAUAUUGUGUUGGGCUGCUUAUUUAAUGAAAUUUUGAGAAUUGAUACAUUUUUCAUUGUAGUGAGUGAUGUUUAGAGUCAACUGAGGAGUAUAUUUGUAAUCAGCGAGAUGUGUCUGGUAUGAAUUUGUUCCUGUAGGGACAUUAUGUUGUUUGAUCUUGGCCAGGGGGGUGAGGGCGGUAAGCUCAGCCAGGGCCAGUGACUAUCAGUGGACACAAACAUAUUCAUUUAUCAUCCAAUAUAUCAACGGGAGGACACUGGAUCAGUCUAGUUAGUAAACCACUGUUUACAGAACUGCUCUUUAACAACGAUGUCGUACUGUAUGGAGUUCUUGUUUCAUUGUUAUUUUAUUUUAUUGGUCUUGGUAAAUUUGCAUCAUGUUUUAUCUAGUUGCUGCUUAGGCUGUUGUAACCAAGCUUGUGUUCAACGGUCAACAUUAAGGCCAGGCUCCUGGUCCUGUGUCCUGGAUCGGCACGCUGACCACAGCUUACUGUUGAAAGCAGUGGAUCACACUAUAAACUUACUUUUUUUUUUUUUUAAGAUUAAAAACCACCAAGUCCCUUGGCUAUCCAGGACUAUGGUUGGGGAACCCUGUGUUAAUGUACAUUCAACAGAGGUGCUGAUGGGAAAUGAAGUAAAAAAAGGAGAGGACAUGGACUUCACCUCCCAUGAGCACCCCUGAUGGGUCAAACCGCUUCUCUUCCAUGCCUACCAGAGUUACAGGUUAAUCAUUGGUUUAUCCAACUCAUGACAUCACACGGUAAAAUACCAAUCUAUGCCUUGUUGUUGGCUGAAGGGCAGUGAGUUUCACCUCUGUUUCCAAAUGUACAGUUUUUAGCCUGGAUUAGAUUAUUUUAGGUGUGAACAUGUUCGACUAACAUGUUUGAACUAAUCUCGAUGAUGAACAGCCUCAAAUUGUGUGCAGCAGUCCCAUUCAAAUCAAAUUUGAUUUUCUAUGUGCUUACAUUGCCAGGAUUGUUUUUGUUUCUGUAAAAUUGGGAAAUUAAUUUGAAAGCAGGAAUUGCUGGCAGUUUUUUUAAGUAUCAAAAUAUUUUGUAAAGACUUAGUUAGGAUAUGGGUGCGAGAACGAAUGCAGAUUACCAGGGGCUUUCGAUACCUGUCUGAAGUUUAAAGCUUGUGAGCUUGCCAAUUUUUAAGCAAUAUCAGAACACUGACAUGAGUGUUAGACUGAAUUUCAAAAGUUAGGUGGGGGGGUUAUUGGAGCAAUUUCCCAACGCUAAUUGACAUUUUCCCGUGAAUUUUAGUGAUGAUCAGUGAAAAUAACUUCCCUGGGCAUUGUGCAAAUAUUUCUGAAAAAAGCGCACACAGAUUUUCCAGGACCAGGAUUGGUAAAGCUGGUCGUACAGAAAUAAAUGGUACCUGCAUUCGGAUCAGUAACUCCCAGCGAGUUUAAUGGCUUGUGAGCAUGCAAUACAAAAACGAUGCUUCCACCAUUGUGUGGUAGGCCUACUCAUCGGGUUCAGAGUACCACGUAAAUGCACCGACGACGUUUAGCUACUUAAACUCGGUUAUUCACCCACAUUUUGUGUACGUCAUUUCACUUUAAAAUGUAAUGUGAUCUCCCCCACUUUCUUUUUAAAAUGGAACUAAGAGUGUGUGGGGGGUUUUGUAAAUACCUGGCUCUACUAUGGCGGCUCGUACGGUCUUCAAAAGAGCUUGAAACUUGAACUGGAAUGAUUCUCCGCUGUUCACUGUUCAGCGUAGCGAAACGGAACGGGGAGUGAAUGAAUGUGAAUUGCGUGUUGAUUGUCCCGGUUUUUAACGAUGCACUUGUACAUACGUCGCACAUCAUUGUAAUAAAGCUCUUUAUUUAUUGAUCACUUAAA